AUGAUAACCGCCAUCGAAUACAUUAGUGCAAACGGUAGGUCUUUGAGUGCUAUACUAGAGGCAGAUAAGCCAGAGCCAAAAGUGGAGUGUUCUGUGAAAGAGGUCAUCAAGGGUAAAGGAACACGUGUUCGGGAAUGUAAGAGUGCUGCGCUAGAGGCAAAUGAGCUCGAGUUUAAGUCAGAAAUGUCACAGAUGAUCGAAGCGCCAGAGCCAUGA
Messenger RNA from Sclerotinia sclerotiorum 1980 UF-70, 216 nucleotides. RefSeq lists its product with no specific name. The coding region runs from base 1 to 216 and encodes 71 amino acids. NCBI's taxonomy places the organism in Eukaryota, Fungi, Ascomycota, Leotiomycetes, Helotiales, Sclerotiniaceae. The record is from RefSeq and is a predicted model, not a curated record. The transcript has a single exon.